Oppia nitens is the source of this 922-nucleotide messenger RNA. It is a transcript of the gene ND-13B, whose product is annotated as NADH dehydrogenase [ubiquinone] 1 alpha subcomplex subunit 5-like. The record is from RefSeq and is a predicted model, not a curated record. Bases 53 to 415 code for a protein of 120 amino acids. Gene Ontology annotation, biological process: respiratory electron transport chain. The transcript is spliced from 4 exons. NCBI's taxonomy places the organism in Eukaryota, Metazoa, Arthropoda, Arachnida, Sarcoptiformes, Oppiidae.
UUGAUAUACAGUAAACAUAUUAUUAUACUUUAGUAUAGUUUGAUAACAUUGAAUGAUAGCAAUGAGUGGUGCCAUCAAAAAGACAACUGGUUUGACGGGACUUCUUGUGGCCCGAAAUGCUCAUUAUUCGCUGACCCGACUCUACAACAAAAUAUUGAAAACAUUGGCCAAAAUGCCCGACGAGAGCGCAUACAAGAAAUAUACGACUGAAACAGUCAACGAAAGGUUGGCCAUCGUUAUGAAGGAGAAAGAUGUGAAAGCAAUUGAAGAUAAGAUAAAUUGUGGUCAGAUUGAAGAAGUGAUAGUUCAGGCCGAGAAUGAGUUGGCACUCUCUAAGCGUAUUGCAGAGACCCGCGCGUGGGAACCGUUGAUAACGAAACCACCAAUUAAUCAAUGGAAAUGGCCUCAUGUCUGAAACAGACUUAUUUGACAUCAAUUUGCAAAUAAUAGUGUUGUGUAGUCUCGUAAUACUUAUAAAUAUAGUUUAAUUUAAAUAAAAACCAAUUAUUGUCGGAUUUAGACAUUAAUUAUCUAAAGAUGUUUAACAAUCAGAUUUAUAACAAGAAAUUAUCAAAACAUAUAACAAUUGUAAGUCAGAGGACUCGGUGUAAAUCAUAGACAUGGAGUUGGGUUUUGGAGAAAACUUGAUAAUUAUAUGUUUUCAUUUAAAGUUGUCUUAUUUGGUCAUAUUCUGCACUCGACCCGAGACAUGUCCACUACCGGUGUGAUCACUAACUCAUUUUGUAUAAAAUAGUUGACAAAAGUUAUCAUUUAUAUAACGGUUUAUAUUAAUUGAUUUGUAGUCAAUAAAUAGUAAUAAAUCAAUGUUUGUUUAAUUAAAGAUUUGAAUAUACGGUAAUUUAUAUUCAUUCAUAUACUGUAUAUUAAUUAAAUACAUAAUGAUUAAAUGUAGUUAUUGUAA